AUGUUUGUUUCACCUCCUCCAGUUAGUCUGACGCCUCAAACACUAUUGCAAAGAAGACGGUCCAAAAAGUAUGGAAACCAUAACCAUAACCAACAAUCUAAAUAUUAUGAUAAAAGUCUUAAUACAGAUACCACAUUAUCCUCUGUAUACAAAGUAAAAUCGAACGAAUCUGGCAGUUCCCAAAAUUCGCAAAUCAGUAACCACAGUAAUAGUAGUCAAGAGUCAAGGAAGGAAACUGAUUUCAUCAACGCACCGCCUGAAUAUUCUAAUAGAGCUAGAGACGAGAUUAGAAAAAGACUUUUAACUACUUCCUAUACAAACUCGAAUAAUGCACGCAUCUCUACUUUCACACAAAACCACCAAACUAAUAAGGCACAUGUAGAAGCAGAAAAUACCAAUCUAUACAGAGCUCCAACCACAAGAGCUAGUCUAGAUGAUUCAAGUCUUAUAUCUGAUAAAGCUUCUAGUAUAUUCUCAAGCCCUUACACAAUAAACACACACUCUACUACAUUGACAGAUAACAGUUCUAUAUGUGUCAACAAUUUUGAUAAAAAAUUACCAAUACCGCAUUAUGUCACGCAAAUAUCCCUGGAGGAUGCGUUACCAAAGAAUUUCUACGAUAUGUACACCCCAGAUGUGUUAUUAUCGGAUCUAUCUAAUAUUCUACCAAAUGGAAGACCCAGUUUCACCAAAAGAGAAUUGCUGGACUGGGACUUGAACGAUAUCCGUUCUUUACUGAUAAUAGAGAAAUUACGACCUGAAUGGGGCAAUCAAUUACCGGAAAUUGUCAAUGCUGGCCCCAAAUUUCCUCAAUUUAAGUUUCAAUUAUUACCAUUAAACUCGUCUGAUAAUUUUAUUAUAUCUACCCUCGUCAACUCAGAUCUUUAUAUGGAGGCAAGCUUAGAUUUUGAAUUUAAAUUAACAAGUGCUCGGUAUACUGUAGCUACUGCAAGACUAAGACAUGAACAAAUGAUUGGCCGCCAUGAGGUUGUUAUGAACUUAUCUAAACCUGAGUGGAGAAAUAUCAUUGAAAAUUAUUUAUUAAAUAUUGCAGUAGAAGCCCAAUGCAGAUUCGAUUUUAAACAACGUUGUGCUGAAUACAAAAAAUGGAAACAGCAACAAAUUCAAAUCCAACUACAAAAAGAGCAUGAGAAGAUAAAGGGACACAAUCUUACAAAACCACAUAUGCCUCCACCAAAAAUCAUACCCAAUAAGAACUCUAGUUUACUUAAAAUGUCUUUAAUAAAAAACUUCAAUAAAAACGUAAAAAUCAAUCAUCCAACAACUCAUCCAACGAACACACAUUCCCUCUUAUCUAACUUAGAUCACAAUCAAGUGGUAAAAAUUUCUUUAUCAUCGGAUGAAAAAGCUAAUAUUUGGUCUCAAUGUCAGGCACAGGUGUACCAAAGAUUAGGUCUAGAUUGGAAACCUGAUAGAAUAAGAUAG
This is a messenger RNA of Arxiozyma heterogenica, 1446 nucleotides long. It is a transcript of the gene STD1, whose product is annotated as Std1p. Bases 1 to 1446 code for a protein of 481 amino acids. The transcript has a single exon. The record is from RefSeq and is a predicted model, not a curated record. NCBI's taxonomy places the organism in Eukaryota, Fungi, Ascomycota, Saccharomycetes, Saccharomycetales, Saccharomycetaceae.